GAAGUCCAAGGGAAAGCCAAAUGGUAAAAAGCCAGCACCAGAAGAGAAGAAACUUUACCUAGAACCAGAAUACACAAAAUCCAGAAUUACUGACUUUGAAUUUAAGGAGCUAGUGAUGUUACCCCGAGAAAUAGACCUCAACGAGUGGCUAGCCAGCAACACAACAACUUUCUUUCAUCACAUCAACUUACAGUAUAGUACAAUCUCAGAAUUCUGUACAGGAGAGUCAUGUCAGACCAUGGCAGUGUGCAAUACACAGUACUACUGGUAUGAUGAGCGGGGAAAGAAGAUCAAGUGCACUGCUCCUCAGUAUGUCGACUUUGUCAUGAGCUCAGUGCAGAAACUAGUGACAGAUGAGGAUGUCUUUCCAACAAAAUAUGGCAAGGAAUUCCCAAACUCAUUUGAGUCCCUAGUGAAGAAGAUCUGCAAGUACCUGUUCCACGUGCUGGCCCAUAUCUACUCCUCACACUUUAAGGAGACUUUGGCACUGGAGCUGCACGGACAUUUAAACACACUCUACACACACUUUAUCCUAUUCAUCAGGGAGUUCAACCUCGUGGACCCUAAAGAGACCACCAUCAUGGAUGACCUCACAGAGGUCCUCUGCAGCAGCAGCGGGAGCAGCAGUAAUGGGAGCGGCAACGGGAGCAGCAACAGCGCAGGAGCACAGAACCACGUCAAAGAAAGAUGAGCCUUCCUCCAGGAUCAAAACUAACAUUAAAAACAAUAUUAUAUAUUCUGUGUGUAUGUGUAUGUAUAUGUUCAGAUAUACAUACAGACAUAUACAGCAAUGAAAGCUGAAAGAAAUUCUGCUGCCGCCACAGGACGUGUAGUCGCAUGGGACUGUAUGGAGCUUUGGUUUAAUGCGCCACCCGGCGAGAAGUUGCACCGAUUUUAUUUUAUUUUAUUUUCUGUCCACUCCUCCUUUUAUCUGUUCAGAUGGAUGAUGAGUGCUGUUUUUAGAGAAAAGCCAAGCUUGAGUGGGGCCACUCUU
Nestor notabilis (Kea) is the source of this 994-nucleotide messenger RNA. RefSeq names its product MOB kinase activator 2 (gene MOB2). The transcript is spliced from 4 exons. The record is from RefSeq and is a predicted model, not a curated record. The annotation marks the transcript as partial. Gene Ontology annotation, cellular component: cytoplasm; nucleus. NCBI's taxonomy places the organism in Eukaryota, Metazoa, Chordata, Aves, Psittaciformes, Psittacidae. Gene Ontology annotation, biological process: signal transduction; positive regulation of protein phosphorylation. Gene Ontology annotation, molecular function: protein kinase activator activity.